Messenger RNA from Daktulosphaira vitifoliae (grape phylloxera), 6904 nucleotides. RefSeq names its product dedicator of cytokinesis protein 9 (gene Ziz). The transcript has 33 exons. Gene Ontology annotation, biological process: positive regulation of GTPase activity; small GTPase-mediated signal transduction. Bases 274 to 6693 code for a protein of 2139 amino acids. NCBI's taxonomy places the organism in Eukaryota, Metazoa, Arthropoda, Insecta, Hemiptera, Phylloxeridae. Gene Ontology annotation, molecular function: guanyl-nucleotide exchange factor activity. The record is from RefSeq and is a predicted model, not a curated record.
GGUUAUCUCGGUUAAGAGGUCGGUGCGCGGCUCUAGGAAUUCCAAAUAAAUUAUUCGAUAAUUGAAAUGUGUGAGAACUGAAAAUAAAUGUUUUUCGAAUAACAGUAAUUUUUUUUUUAAUUAAUAAUUUUUCGGAGUGCCAUGUGAUGUUAAAAUAAUUAUAUAUAAUCCCGGUUAGGAGUAAUUCUUAAUAAAAUGGUUCAUGACCCGUAUUCGUAAUUUAAUUAAUUAAACACGUCGGCGAAGUUGAAAGUCGACAAUACUUAUAUUAAUAUGGGCGAGAGAAAAUUUAUUAAGGGUCUUGGUCGACCAGGGAUGGCUGCUCAGUUAAGGGAGAGUGUAAGCCAGGUUGUUCGAGAAAAUUCGAACCAUCUGAAAUUUUUUCAAGUGGAUCCAAUUGAAUUCGAAGAUUAUUGUGCCAAAAAUCAUACAGUUUUUCAAAAUGACCCUCAAAGAGAAUUAUUAAUUUACCCUUUGGAUGAUAUAUCACAUGUUGUAUUACCUAGGCGUUAUCGAACAGUAGAUUCUGGAAUUCCAGAAGAAGAUAUUAAAGAAUGCUCACUAUUAACAAAAAAAUGUAUUCAAAAUUACUCUUCAAAUUGGCAUGUUAUUCAUUAUAAAUAUAGUGCAUAUUCUGAAUCAUAUUUUCAACUACCUAAGGUUCAUAAAUCUCAAAAUGUAAAAGAUGAAGUAUAUGAUAUAGAUUCAGGCAUAGAAGGUUUAGAUAACAAGGAUUUAAAAGUUGAAAAAAUUGACAAUACACUUUUUAAACAAGGAUACUUAUUCAAAGGACCAGAUGGUAGUGGAGGUGCUUCAGAACGAAUGUUUGCAAAUUUAGCUGGUUCAAAGUCUUUCAAAAGACGUUUCUGUAUUUUAAAAAAACAAGUUGAUGGCACUUAUAUAUUAGAAGUAUAUAAAGAUGAUAAAAAAGGAGAUGCUAAAGCAACAAUUGUUAUGGAUUUAUGUGAUAAAGUUAUUCGAAAUGUUAAGAAAGGAAGGUUUUGUUUUGAACUUCGAAUGGUUGAUUCUGAUAAAAGCUAUUGUUUGGCAUCUGAUUCUGAAGCUGAUAUAAUGGAUUGGAUGAAUAAACUGCAAUUAGCGUUAAAACAUAGUAAAAGAGAUGAUAAAUUUCUAGAAAACAAAGAAAACAAUAUAAGACCUAUUUCAUCAUCAAUUGAAAGUUUUGGAACUUUAAAAGGAUUGGAACAUAAUCCACAAUUAAUGAAGUAUGCCAGAGAGACAUAUUCUACGCUAGCUCAUGCAAGACAAGAACAAAGAAGAAAAAUAUUUGUUAUUUGUCCUUUUCUUCUACAGCCCAAUAAUUGUAUUAAACAAAAUAUUUUAAAUCAGCCUUCAGACAGUGUAUCAGAACCUUACAAAGAACGUUUUGGUCAAAAAAUAUUAAUAGAAUGUCAAUUGUUAAAAUUUCGUUUGUGUAAUGAGGAAAAUAAUGACAAUCAAGUUGAACCUUAUUUUACUACAUUAGCUUUGUAUGACAUUCGUUCUGCACAAAAGAUAUCAGAAGACUUUCAUUUUAAUACAAAUUGUUCAUCUAUAAGAAGUCUACUGAAUGGAGAUGAUUUUCAAGGAAAUAUUGAAUUGGCUAAAAAUUGUUGUGUCAUGAAAGAAUGGUUGUUCAAGCAAAAACAAGCAAUAAUGUGUGUAACAAAACCUCAUUCAGAUAUUUUUUUGCUUUUGAGAAUAGAUAAAAUACUCCAAGGAAGCAUUAUUCGUGUAUCUGAACCAUACAUCAAAACAACUUCAAAUGGUGCUAAAGUUUAUAAAAGUGUUAAAAAUGAUUGUAUUCAACUUGGCAAUUAUCAUAUGCCUUUUGCCUGGGGAGCUAGGCCUUUGUUCAGACUUUAUAGUUGUGAGUUAGAUACCUCUUCAGAUUAUAUGACCUUAUAUAGACAAGAUCCUUCAAAAUUAAGCAAUGAUGAUAUGAUAAGGAUUUUAUUAGAUUACCGCAAACCUGAAAAAAUGAAUAAAUUUACUGUUAUACCUGGCCACCUUCAACUGAAAAUUCAAGCAGUAUCUAGUAUCUUAGAAAACACAUUGACUGCUUAUAUGGCACCGGUAAAACCAUUUCCAAUACCACCAAGUCGAGAUCAUCCUAUCAAGGAAAUUUCAGAACUUAAUCCUGACCCACAUCCACAGAUUAAUUAUAUUAAUCAUUUGUAUGUCUAUCCACUAUCUCUGGCGUUUGAUUCUCAAAAACAUUUUCCUAGAGCACGCAAUAUAACUUGUACUGUGCAAAUGUUUGAUGAUGAUAAUACUGACUCAAAACCUAUUAAUUGUAUUUAUGGAUCAUAUGGUCAAUUAUUAGAUUCUGCAUUUACUAGUGUCUUGUACCAUAAUACUAAUCCAUCAUGGUAUAAUGAAAUCAAAAUCAAACUUCCCGUAUAUAUAACUAACAAACAUCAUUUAUUAUUUACCUUUAAACAUAUUUCUGUAGAUCGUUCUCGGAAAAAACAGGCUACAAUUACUGUUGAAACAGUUGUGGGAUAUACAUGGCUACCAUUAUUAUCUAAAUCUAGACUUAAUAUUGACAUGAAGGCUUUACCUGUUGCUAUUAAUUUACCAGCAGGAUAUUUAUCCGUACAACCCUUAGGACUUGGACAAGGGUAUUGUGGUCCAGAAAUUAAUUGGAUUGAUGGACAAAAGUUAUUAUUUUCAUUCAAGUUCCAUUUGUUAUCCAGUGUUUAUUCAUCAGAUAUUCAUAUGCAAAAUUUGUUCUUACAUUCAGAAAGAUUGGAAAAUAGUAAAACUACAAGCAUUAUACCUCCAGAAACAGAGACUUGUAAAAUUUUGAAGGCAUCACAUGCAAUCCAUUUAACAACUGUUAUAAAUUUCUUGCCAACGUUACUCAACCAACUAUUCAACUUAUUGUCACUUACAACAAGCAAUGAUAUUGCUAUUAAUAUUAUACGUUUAUUAGUACAUUUAGUAGAUUCUAUUCAAGAAUCAGGUCGUUGUGAAGCCUUAAAUAUUUACAUAAAGUAUGUUUUUACUACACCUACCUCGAAUGUGCCCAAUAAAACUGUCCAUGAUCAACUUCUUAUUCACCUACCUGGCCUGUUAAAUCCAGAUAAUACAGAUUUUUUACUUAUUAAUAAGUUUCUAGUUAAUUCAAAUUUCUUCUUGCAAAUUGUUAUCAAGAGUAUGGCUCAAUACUUGCUAGCCUCAACUAGAAUAAAGAUGAGACGCAAUGAACGGUUUUCAGCAGAAUACCAUGAUCGAGUUCAACACAUGAUUAUUAAUGUACUUUUGCCAUAUGUCAUGAACAAACACAAAGAGAUGAGCUCUCAAGUUUCUAAGUUAAAUUUAGCCUCAGCUCAUUUUUUAAAAAAAUGUUUGACUUUUAUGGAUCGAGGAUUUGUCUUAAAAUUGAUUAACUUAUAUGUGAGCAGUCUAUCUACAUGUGAUUCAACUUUUGUGAUAAAUGCUAAACUACUUUUUAUGAGAGUAAUUCUAUCUCAUGAACAUUAUGUGUCUUUUAAUUUACCUGUUCAAAAUGGUCAAACACCUCAAGGUUGGUCACCAAACGCUCAGUUUUUCAUGUCUGAAGAGUAUUGUCGGCAUCACUUUCUUACAGCAAUUUUACUACGAGAAAUAGUUAGUUCAUUUAGUUCACCGCAUGAAUAUAGACAUUCAGCUAUAACAUGCUUACGUGAUUUAUUGGCCAAACAUGAGCUUGAUGAUCGUUAUCAAUCAAAAGGUCAAAUGGCAAGAAUUGCAUCAUUAUAUCUGCCCUGGCUUGGAAUUGUUCUAGAAAAUGUUAGUCGUUUAGAUUACCGUAAAAAAAUUACAACACAAAAAAAACUUAUGUCUCGACAUUCUAAUUUGCCUUUAACUAGGCCCAGUACUUUAACUUCUGAUUCUAAUUCACGAAUGUCAAUCAAUUUAAGAGAUUCUACUUAUUUUGCAGCAAUUGCAAGCCACUUGACACCAUCAAAAAAAUUAUUAUAUAACCAAGAUCAACCACAACCUGAUGAGAGUAAAACUGAGUCUACACUAAGUAUCAGCUCUAAUUCAUCAUCGCUUGAUCAAACUACCUUUUCAGUAUUCUCUCACGAUACAGCAAUAAGAAAAAGCUCAAAUUUAUCGGAUACUUUCUAUAAUGGAGGUAAUAACCAACAUUCCAGAUCUGUCAGUGGUACACAGACAUUUCAUCUAACAAUGGAUGCAGUUAGUAAAUUUGAAGCAGCUGAAGUCAAAGAUGUGAUUCUUUGUUUUUUGUUUGUUUUGAAAUACUUGUCUAAGGAUCAAUUGGUUUCUUGGUGGCGUUAUUGUUCAGAACAGGAUACAGUAGCGUUCUUCAAAAUAAUUGAAUUGAGCUUACAAGAAUUUCAAUAUUUAGGUCGUGAUCAACUUACCGCUAUAGCUACAGCUGCAGUUAACUCUCACACUACUGAUAAUAAUCAACCUAUUUUGGGAUCAACAACUAAAAAGGCUAUGACUUUACCUGCGCGUAUGCAGCCACCUUCUGAUUUUCACAUAGAAAAAUUACUACAUCAACAUCAAACAUCACCAACUCAAACUACACUCAUAGGUAGCAGUGGAACUGGCAGUAUAGGUCGUGUUGAAAAAAAAGAUAAUAGUUAUACAAGUGAAGAUAAUUUAGCUAUUCAGGCUCAAUCUGAGGCAAAUCUCGCAGCAGAAGUUGCACUAAUAUCAUUAGAUGCUCUUUCGUCUUACUGCAUGCACUUUAAAGAUACUUUAAUGACCCAUAGUGGCGAUAAUACUGUUAUGGAAAGUGUUUUUUCUGUACAUCUUGCUUUCCUAAGUAUUCCUCAAUCAACCUCUGUCAGUGUACAUGUAUUUGCUGUACUUCGAUCAUUUAUCAAUAAUUAUUCUUGUAUCUUGUUUAAAGGUACUGCUCAAUUAGUUGGAAAGCUUUGUUCACAACUUUUAAGUGGUUGCAAUAGCCGUUCAACUGUAGUACGUCAAGAAUCAUGUGCUGCAUUAUAUUUAUUAAUGCGUAGUAAUUUUGAGCUCACAUCCUCCAACAUAACACGUGUUCAUUUGCAAACAGUAAUAUCAGUUUCUCAAUUAUUGGGUGAUAUGAACAUUGAAGGCCUCAACAAUACACGUUUUCAAGAAAGCCUUUCGUUGAUAAAUAGCUUUGCCAACAGUGAUAAAGCAAUGAAAAAUACUGGUUUUCCUGUUCAAGUAAAAGAUUUGACAAGACGUGUUAGAACUGUUCUAAUGGCUACAGCUCGAAUGAAAGAUUUACACCAUGACCCUGAAAUGCUUGCUGAUCUUCAGCACAGCUUAGCUAACUCAUAUGCUUCUACUCCAGAAUUGCGUCUGACUUGGCUACAGACAAUGGCUCGAAAUCAUGAAGAAAAUGGAGAUUUUUCUGAAGCUGCCUGUUGUCAACUUCAUAUAGCAGCUCUAAUUGCCCAAUAUAGAAAGUUAAAAUGUGUUCAAGAUUGGGGAGCGGAAGCGUUUUCAAAAAUAUCUCUAAACAUUGCUUGUGAUGAAAUAGGUUUGCAAUUAGACUCUGGUGGUAGUGCUGGGUCUGAUGAUACACUUUAUGGAGAAAAAUCUUUGUUAGAUCGGUUGGAAGCAUGUGUUCCCAGUUUACGACGAGCUGAGUUAUUUGAGUGUUUUGGAGAAUUAUACAAGCUCAUAAUUCCUAUUUAUGAAAAACAAAGAGAUUACCGUGCUUUAGCUGAUUGUUACAGAACUGUUAGUCAUGCUUAUGACGCUGCAGUGAUAGCUCGACAAUCUGGACGUAGAAUGCUAGGGCGUUACUAUAGAGUUACUUUAUUUGGCCAAGCAUACUUUGGUGAUCAACAUGGUGUGGAAUAUGUUUACAAAGAACCUAAGCUUACUCCUUUAUCAGAUGUAUCUGAACGAUUAUUAUGUCAAUAUGGUAAUAAAUUUGGACGUGAAAAUGUUAAAAUAAUAAUGGAUUCUAGUAUGAUUUCUGCUUCAGAGUUGGAUACCAAAUUUGCUUACAUACAAAUUACUCAUGUUGUACCUUAUAGUGGGGAAGAUGUACUACUUGUAGAAAAUGAGUUUGUUUCAGAAUUUGAACGCAAUCAUAAUAUUGAUAGUUUUGUAUUUGAAACACCUUUUACGAUAGGAAACAGUGGUCAAUCACAAAGUGGUCCAAGAGAUCAAUGGAAACGUCAAACAGUUAUAAAGACUGAAUAUACUUUUCCUUAUAUAAAGAAAAGAUUAAGAGUUUGUAGCAGACGAGAGAUAGAAAAAGGACCAAUUCAAGUUGCUAUUGAUGAAAUGAAACAACGCAUUUAUGAAUUAAGACAAGUUGUAUCAACACAGCCAACUGAUGUCAAAAAGCUACAGUUGAGACUUCAAGGUAGUGUCUGUGUUCAAGUAAAUGCUGGGCCAUUAGCUUAUGCAAGAGCUUUUUUGGAACCACAUGUAGUACAUGAUAUGUGUCAAGACAAAGUUCGCGAGCUCAAAGAAAUUUUUAGAGAAUUUAUUCGAGUAUGUUUUGACGCUUUGAAACUUAACCGAAUAGUUGUUAUGUCAGAUCAGGCACAAUACCAAGAUGUGUUACAAGAAAAUUUUUUAAAAAUGUGUCGUGAAUUAUCAGAUUGUGUAGAAGAUGAUACAUUGUGGCAAGAUGUAGUACAAACCUGUAUGUCACCUGGAAGUGACAGCCGUACAUUGUUUACAGCUAUUAGUGGGGCCAGCCAAGAUUCGUCUACUGCCUAAUUUUACACUUAUGCACUAAGUUUUGAUAAUUUAAUUAAAAAGCCAUACCAUAUUGUAUGAUUUUUUUUUUUAUGUUUAAUUUUUUUACUGUAUUAUGAAAAAUUGUAGUGAAGGUGGCCUAUAUCUCGAGUACAAUUAUAUUUUGUUAAAUUAUUAUUUUUUAUACAUUAUUAAAGUUAAUUUAAACAAUAUAAUAAAAUUAACUUAUUUA